UUGUUAAUCUCAUUAAUAGAUAACUUGAUGCGUUCGUGUUGUAUGGGAAGGGUCAAAGUUCAUUGCCCCAUAUAACUAUCUCACAUAUGUAUAAUCUGGCUGUGCUUGAAUUCGCCACGAAUUCAUUAGUAAAGACGCGUUGGUCAUUGCAUCGAGAUUCCUUAUAACUUUUUAUAAUGCUGUUAGUUGCUGAUUGUCGCUUGCUGUGGUAACUCGUAUAAACAGUAAGUUCACCUACUUUGCGACUGAGCAAGUUAUUUACUUAAUUUUGAUAAAUACCGAAUGUAAUAUUUAGUUUUAUAAGAACAUGAAAUGGGUAAAUUAUAGAACAAGAGUAAGAAAGAAAUUGUGAAAUGCGGAACUAUUAGAAAGAACGACUUAUAAGUACUGGUCGAUUAUAAUGAGCGCUCGUGAUUGCACGUAUUCAUCCGCGUUCCUGUGAGUGAAUACCUCCACUCGUGCCUCAAAUUGAGUGCCGUUCACCUUCUCUCAUAUUUCUGAAAGCAGUUCGACACAUUUCUUCGGCAAACAUCAGGUUCUCGAGGAAACACAGAUAACAUUUUCCUCUGCGUUCGACCGGAUAUAGAAGAGCAAGUAUGCGCGUCGCGAUAAUAGGAGCAGGUGCAGCUGGGCUUGCAGCGCUCAGACACUGUGCAGCCAAUUCUGUAUCCGAUGAGAAAAAUAAACAGUCGAUGACAGUUGUCUGUUACGAAAAAACUAAUGAAAUAGGAGGCACCUGGGUUUACACGGAAGCCCAUGGUUUCGACUCCUACGGACUUCCGAUUCAUUCGAGCAUGUACAAAAGUCUUAGAACAAAUUUGCCGAAAGAAGUGAUGGGUUUCCCGGAUUAUCCUAUUCCCGAGGGACCAAAAAGUUACUUAACGCGCACAGAAAUUCUCAAUUUCCUUAAUUCAUACUGCGAUCGCUUUCAACUUCGUCAACAUAUUCGGUUUCUCCACAAUGUGAUACUGGUUAAGCCUACAGAAUCCGAACCCAAGACCUGGCAGGUUCAAGUGAAGGAUCUGAAAAAAAGCGAAAUAGUCACCGAGAUAUUCGAUGCAGUUAUGGUUUGCAAUGGGCAUUAUUUCGAACCCAGUGUACCCGAAAUUAAGGGUAUUCUCAUUUUCCGUGGUCGACAAUCCCAUAGCCAUGAUUACAGAGUUCCCGAGGCAUUCGCCGGGAAAACCGUCCUUGUAAUCGGGGCUGGUCCUUCUGGUAUGGAUUUGGCACUGGAAAUAUCGUCUCAAGCAAAACAUGUAAUCUUAAGCCACCACUUCAAAGAAACGAUACAGACGGUAUUUCCGAAUAAUGUUGUGCAGAAACCAGAAGUCGUUGAGCUAAAGGAACACGAAGCGAUAUUCAAGGACGGUUCCUCGGCUGCGAUCGACGAGGUCUUCUACUGUACUGGAUACAAGUAUUACUUUCCAUUUCUGGACGAGAGCUGUGGAGUACAAGUAGAUUCUAACAUGGUUACUCCAUUGUGGAAGCAUUUAGUCUCUAUACAAAAUCCUACUCUUGCCUUUGUUGGACUUCCAUUCUAUGUUUGUGCCUUCAGUAUGUUUGAUUUGCAGGUUCGUUUUGUAUUACGAUUCUGGAGGGGUGAGAAGCAGUUUCCCUCGAAAGACAUAAUGCUGGCUGAGGAAGCUUCCGAAAAGAGUAGAAAGGAGCAGCAAGGAUUAUCCAAACGUCAUUUCCACAUGAUGGGUCCAGCCCAAGGGGAUUAUUACGAUAAUUUAGCCGACACGGCAGGAAUUACUCCUUUACCUCCAGUCCUAACUAAGCUCCACAACGAUAGUAGUACGCGUUUCCUUGAUGAUCUAUCGCAUUAUCGAGAAGACCGGUACCGAAUUGUGGAUGAUAAUAAUUUUAUUAAACUCUGAACUUCCGCAAAUGACUCUUCGAUU
Molecule: messenger RNA, 1904 nt
Organism: Orussus abietinus
Lineage: Eukaryota; Metazoa; Arthropoda; Insecta; Hymenoptera; Orussidae
Gene: Fmo-1
Product: flavin-containing monooxygenase FMO GS-OX-like 1
Exons: 8
Coding region: 597-1880 (427 amino acids)
Molecular function (GO): NADP binding; flavin adenine dinucleotide binding; N,N-dimethylaniline monooxygenase activity
Source: RefSeq, a predicted model, not a curated record